AUUCUUCUUCUUCUUCUUCUUCUUUGUGCUUUUUUGUCUCAAGGAUGACUGCUAAUACCCCCAGCCUUCUUCAGCAUCCCAAACAUAAACAUGCCCUGAUCUUUCAAGAGCUAAGCGAAAGUUUCAGCUUGGAAUGCAACAUCUGUAGGCUCUCCGUGAAAGGUCUGGCCUACCAUUGCAUAGACUGCGAGUUCUUCCUCCACAAGUCGUGCGCCGAGUUGCCUCCCGAGAUUCAACAUCCCUCUCAUCCACAGCACCCGCUUGUAUUGUCCAAAUUAUGCUGGGAUUCUUCCGCGAGAACACCAUGUUAUGGGUGUCCUUCCAGCCUACUUGCUGAUUACUAUGGAUGUCAUGCCUGUAAAAUAGAGUUGCAUGUGGGAUGUGCAGCUGCAACUCUCCCUCCUCCUGAAGAAGAAGAGCAUAAGGACGAGGAGGAGAUGAUUGAGCACUUUGCUCACGACCAUCCUCUUGCAUCCUUCCACGUCGAUGUGCCAAAUUCUAUCAAAUGCAAGGCAUGCGAACGGUGGAUCUCCGGUCGCGUUUAUGGUUGCCGUGCCUGCAUAUUUGUGCUGCACGAAUCUUGCGCUCUGGCACCCCGAGAGAUAAUGAAUCAUCCUCUCCAUCCACAGCACCCGCUUACCUUGCUUGUCGAUUCCAAGCCUAGCUUUCUAUGCAAUGUCUGCAGGUGUAGCUAUAGCUUUGCAUACCGCUGCAAAGAAUGUGAUUUGUUUCUCGAUCUGGGUUGUGCUGAUGUAUUUGUGCAUCCUCCUCCACGAGAUGAUCAGAGUAGCACAGACGACAGGCGAGAUCAGAUCCAUCAUUUUUCCCACCCCCACCAACUGACACGUUUACAUGUUAAACCUGAGCUUCUUGCGACCUGUGAUGUUCCCGGGGAAGUGAUAUCCGGUGAUUUUUACGGUUGCCCUGACUGCCUUUUCUUGCUCCACCCAUUGCGGGCCAAGUUGACACAAGAGAUUGUGCACCCUUUUCAUCCGGACCACCCUCUCAUUUACCAACCAGAUCAAGAGAUUGAAUGCUCCUUUUGCUUUGGUUAUGAGGGUGACAUUGGAUUCGAGUGUGGAGACUGUGGCUUUGGCCUUCAUGCGGCAUGUGCUCUCCAAACUCUCUCUGCUACGAAAGAGGAAUUAACUCUUAACAGUGAGCGUCUCCAUAAACACCCCAUGAGCCUUGAUUUUGAAGCUGAGCAGCUAGGGCUAGGGGAAUUAGAUAUUGUCUGCUGCAAGUGCCCUGAUGAAGGUCCAGUCUACGUCUGUACAGAUGACGUUUGCCGCGCAAAAAUCCAUAAAACAUGUGCUGAUCUAGAACGUGAAUCAGAACUCCCUAUUCACCCACAGCAUCCUCUCCUCCUUUCUUCUGAGCCACUCAACAAAUCCAAUCCUUGCGUUGCGUGUCUGGAAAGCCCUUGGGGAUUCACCUUUUAUUGUGAUUAUUGUAAGAUCCAGUUCCAUGCACGUUGUGCUAUGAGAAGGCCGACUCUGAAACAUCAGCGCCACGAGCACAGCCUAUCAUAUUUCGAAAGGAUAGGCCACGAACUCUCCAGGUCACAGUGCAAUGUGUGUUACAAUGACUGCAGGAUUGACUUCUACCGCUGUGUUCCGUGCAACUAUAAUCUUCACUUCAAUUGCUUGCCUCUGCCCCCUUCUGCUAAACACGAAUUCCACUUUCCAUCCGCUGGUGCUCCGUGAUAGAGUUGUUGAUGAGCAUUACGAUUAUGAGGAGCAAUAUUGUGACGUGUGUGAGACACUCAGGGACCCAGAACUUGGUGUCUAUUAUUGCGAGGAGUGUAAUUAUGCUGCUGAUAUCGACUGUGUCAUCCCCAAGGUAAGCCCGACAUCCCAAAAUUUCACCACAUUCUCAUUCUCCGAAGCAUCAAGUAGCUAGCCAUCACUCUCUCUGGCUCAUCCCGAUCUUAAUUUCUGUGCCGGCCAGGAAAGGAACAAUGAUUGGAAAAACCUGAAGAAGUAAAAAGAAGCCACUCCUAGUCCUAGACCUUUGUUUGGAAAUUAAGAAAAUUUGUUGCACAAAUUCAUAGUAUAUUGCCUAAGAACUGUAUUUCUUUUCCGAUCCGAAUAAUAUGAGGGGACUAAAUAUAAAUCAUUGCCGGCUCCAGGUAGAUCCAGAGAAAAGUAGACAAAUGGAAGACCUUAUGAUCAAGCAACUGGAUGGACAAAUUUCCAGUGAAGAAGCAGAAAUAGAGGCACUGAAAAAAAAAUUGGAAAGGUCAAUGAAAAAUCUGGAGGAAUUUAAGAAAAAGAGACGACAGAUAAAAUGAAAAAUCUUGGGUGCAACGGAAAGCAGAGUCGGACAGGGGAUGAUCAUGGAGUCUCGUAAUGUUUUAUCUUAGCAUAUUUUUCACACUAAUAAGGGUCUAAUGCAUCCAUUGGUCAACGUAGAUUUUAUUUUCACUAUGUACGUCUGUUAAGCAAAUCUUAUUAUGCGUUUGUCAUUCUGACUAUGGCCUGAAAUUACUUCUACGGACCAUCGGAUUAUUGAAAAUAUGUGUUCAAGUACCUCUGAAAAGUCAAUUGCGUGAUCUGCACUCUCAGGAGUUCCUAUACACUUUCUUUACUUGUCCAUGUAAUUCAUUAGCCAAUGCAGAUUGUCUGCCAUGAGCUCGGAUGAAUAGGGAACGAGCCCAAGAGGCCAGGAUGGGGAAUGGAAUGCUCUUGCUUGGUAUCUUUCAUUGCUAACAUCAGGGAAUGAAACCGGGAAGAGAAAUAUCAAAUUUUGCUUUGUAUCGUCUUCCUCUUCUUCUCUCUGCUCUUCUCCUCUGCCUCUCGAAUCUCCUUCGAUUACGUCCUUCUUCUUCUUCAUUAUUUCGUUCGGGAUAUAACACAAGGCCAUAGAGACAAAAGAAAAGAAAUAACACUCCCUGAGAAUUACGAUAGUAUAUAUUUCUUUUUCUUUAACUUUCUCUUAUCUAUGUUAAUACAAAAACAAUUUCUAGCAUAUGUGAUUUCACGAUAGCAGGUGAAAGUUAAGAAAAUGAAAAUGUAUACUAACUUACAAACGGGUAUGUUAGUAUCUUCAUCAUUGGAUAAUAUAGGUGAAACAGGUUCUGCAAAGACAAGGCGGUCUUUGCCUUCAAGUUUUUCUCAAGCUCGUGAAGCUGCAAAAAGAUUUUAAGGUCAGUUCAGAUGGUCAAAUGAGGCAAUGCUACAUGAAAAGCGGAGCCGUGGUAUACCGAACAUUUCCUAUAAGCAUUAUAUGCAUUAUCAUCGAGUAUUGUUUCCUAGAAGCUCUCUCUCUUAUGUUGCUUCUGCGCUAAUUUGUUGAGCUGUCAAUAUAUGAUAAUCUCCCUUAGUGCUUUAAACGACAAAGUUUCAAAACUGAUCCGUGAAAAUGCGAAACACUUAUAAGAGAACCAUUACCUUCUGCAUCGAUCUUGGCUAUUGAUAUUUUGCGCAGAUCAUCCGCAACGAAUUCAUUAGGUGGGCAGAGAUAGAGACGAGAUUCCAUCCCGUGGAGCUGAGGAGUCAGGGUGGAUCCAGGCUGGUGAGAUGCUAUGCUGCCCAGAGCCAGAGUAGCAAUUUGGGAAAGCUCUGCCAUGGGUUAUGUCUUUGCGCUGAUCAAGGGGAACGCCUUCUACUUCACAUAUUCAGGCAUUCAGCUCAUCUUUAGUCUUAGCAUGUGAGUCUGAUGGCUGAGGUCCAUUUUGCUGCAUUGUGGUCAUGCCGUAGUUGCAAUCAACUGUCUGUUAGGUACUCAUCAGUUGUCUCGUUCCUCUAUGUUCUACUUUAAUGGGAUAGUUAGUAGACCCAGUGAAAGACACUGAAAAAUGCCGAUAUUUUUUUUUUUAAAUAUAUAUUCGCUCACACAUGACAUGGAUGUUCAUAUAACUGACUG
Molecule: messenger RNA, 3867 nt
Organism: Punica granatum (pomegranate)
Lineage: Eukaryota; Viridiplantae; Streptophyta; Magnoliopsida; Myrtales; Lythraceae
Source: RefSeq, a predicted model, not a curated record